Messenger RNA from Lithohypha guttulata, 2382 nucleotides. RefSeq lists its product as uncharacterized. The record is from RefSeq and is a predicted model, not a curated record. The transcript has 2 exons. NCBI's taxonomy places the organism in Eukaryota, Fungi, Ascomycota, Eurotiomycetes, Chaetothyriales, Trichomeriaceae. Bases 1 to 2382 code for a protein of 793 amino acids.
AUGGCCUCCACCGAACCUCCUGCCUCGGGCUUACCACCUUCAAUGGGUCCUGGCGGUCGUCCCUUACAGCCGGGAGAGAACCCGGGUAGUUUGUUGAAAGAGAUUACAGAAAUACGAUCACACUAUUCCGUCCACCUUGCAUCCGAUGCGAUCGAGCUAGCAUAUCAGCUCAAAGGUCAGAACCGAAACUACCGUUUGCCGUUCGACAAUAUCCCAGUUGGUGGUUGGACAAGAGCACUUUGCUAUGGCGGUAAUAGCAGCACUGCAGUCACUGGUACUUUGCUCAUUGAUAUGAUCCGUGCCUGCGAGAAUAUGAGUGGAAGACAAGUCACACAAGAAGAAGCUGAAGGAAUAGCUUAUUACAGCUCCAGGAGAAUGAUGACUAUGUAUCUUGGUCAGAUGGGUGCUAUCGGGCUUGGCCUCGGCUCAGCAUGGACUGGCAGAAAGAAUAUGAAGUUUCCUUUCAUAAAGCCGAAACCACAGGAAAGAUAUGAAAGCUUUCCAGCCCGAGUGCUGCCAAUAUUGAAGGGUCGAUAUGCUAGAGUGAUGUGGCAUGUUACAAGAGCAAACGUCUACAUUGUUAUGUGGCUCUUCCUGACCCAACCAUUCGUCAGAAGUAUCGCAGACACUCGCAUGACUGUGGGUUUGUAUCAGGAUCGUCGUACACAUGCUUUGACACAAACACUCAAAGGUCAAUUCGAUCGCUUGAGGUCGAACCGAGCAAGUGAAGCUGCAGCCAGAGGUCAGCAGCAACCACAACAGAUGGUAAACGCGCAAGAACAAGACGAUGCAUCACCCUCAACCUUCUACGAUAGUCAGCCCUUUGGUAACGAUAGUAGCUCAACUGGAGACAGCUCGUUCACCGAUGGGAGUACCGACACAGGCCUUCUAGCUGAUCGUGACAUGCAGCAACGUCAAUCAAGGCAAGCUCCCCCAACAGCAUGGAGUAAAGCUCAAGCAAGAGGCUCUCGAACAGACUUUGACCAGCCAAAUUCCGCCUCAUCUUCAUCCUCUGCUGAUAUCUUCUUCGACGACGCAUCACCAACCGCCGGCAACGAUCCUGAUAUGGGCACGUCUCAGGGUUAUUCGCGACAGGGGUCAGGGAGUGCCUGGUCUCGUAUCCGAAAAGGCGAAGGUGUAUCUCAACCUCAAAGAAACAGACCACAAGGAAACAGAUCUGUUGGCGCGACUCAAUCUCGCGACUUUGAGACUAGAAGCGAUAGCUUCUCGUUCUCUGAUUCCGAAGAAGACAAACGUCUUGCGAAAGAGCAAGCUCAGAAAGAGUUUGAUGCGAUGCUCGAUCGAGAACGUCGCGAAGGCGGUGCUGCUGAUUAUGCCAGGGACAUGCAGGCGACCACUGCAGGUGAAGACUCGAACUCCCGCGGCACAGCUUCUAUUACCUUUCUGAUCAAGCAACUAACCAAGCCACUGAACAAGCAAUUGACCAAGCAAUUGAGCAGCAUGCCUAGCCCAAUCGAGUCCUUGCCGCUCAGCGAGCUCAAUGAAAGCUUCAAGCUUGGGCUCAAGGAUGUACCAGAAGCGAUAAUCAGCAUCCCAAAAGGAAUAUUCCAUUUACACGAACGAUUCUACACAAGCUGCCUAGAUCCAAUGCACUCGAUGCUGGAGGCUGAAGCAGGAGCAAUCCUAAUCCGCAAUACAAAGGAUACUCGAACCUUCCGAAACCUUGUCUCGUGGCUGUUUAGUGGCCCAAACACUCUCUGGCGAGAACUGGAAGAAGGCAACGAAAAGGUGUUGCAGUCUCGUCAACUCGAGCUCGCACAUCUGUAUAUUUGGGGAGACUGCCUCUCCCUGGACAGCCUAUCCAGGGAAGCCCUUGAAACCUUUUACGACAUCACACACGGCGAUGUCAGCCCCGAUGUGAUUCAGUAUCUUCUCGAGCUCGCUAACCCUUUUCCUAAAGUUCUAACCACAGCCUUCGCACGCUUCGUGCUCGAUGACGUGGCUUGCGAGCUGUUCAAAACACCAGGACGCUUAGCCUCGAAUGAAACUAGGGCAGCGCGAUUGAAGUGGCUGAUGCAGCUAUAUCCUCACCUGGCCCAGAAGGUUCUGGAGUCGAACUAUGUUGCCAUCGUGCGCCGUGGUCAAAGAAAAAAGCUUGGCUACUAUCUUAAAAUCGAGGACGAUCGAAUACGAGCUAAGUAUGCCAGACCUGCAGCCCAGGUAGUGGAUUCGACUGAGAUGGAGAUGCACGAUCUGACUAACGAUGAAGCAGAUCUGCCUCCGCCUUACCCGGAGGGUGAUGAUGAGUCCGACUCGCCUUUGAGUUCCGCUGAUGAGACAGGACAGCACGAAGAAAGCGACGAAAAAGAGGACGAAAACGGAGACCAAAAGGAGGAUGCAGAGGACGAAUCGGAAGGCUAA